AUGGCGGAGGUGGAAGUAGAGGAGAGGGCCGCCUCCCCCCUGCCUGGGGAGGUAGGAUAUGCGGAGCGCGUGCGAGCCGCCCUCGACGCGAGCCCAAAGCCGAGCACUCCGCAGGAGUACAAUCUCACCGAAGCUGCUUUUUGGCGUCAUCGCCAUGUGCCGGCUGGGUCGGUGAUAGAAUUCACCUCGCUGGGGGAAGACGGCGCGUCACCCGAAGGCCUGGUUGCGCUUCAAGUGCUCUCCAUGGAGUCGGACCUCGACGGAAUCUGGCUCGAAGUCAGGGUGCUUGGCGCCGAACACGACGAAGUCAAGAAGGAUAUGCAGAAGUACUUCAAGAGCAAUCGUCGUCAGGUACAUCUUUGCGAACACACCUCAACGGGGCAAUGCAAGCUGGCUGCAGAGCCGGGCUGGCACCUCACCGAGUUCAAGUGGUACCCGGCGGGCGACUACGUGGCUCCCUUCCUGUCCGCACACGCGAGGAAGAAGGUAAAAGAGGGCCCACGGAUGGAGAUGGAGGCAACAGGCCGCUCAGGCCGCAAAUCCGCGGCAGCAGACAACGGGGCUCCGGCCCCGCCAAGCCUGACCGAGAAGCGGCUGGAUGCUCUGCGGGGCGCCUCAAGGCGCGUUACCUUUGGCGACCUGGGGGCGCCAGCUCCAUCGUCACUGCCACCCGCUGGCGGUCCGGAUGGACGCCGGGCUGGGAUCUUGAGGAAGCCAGGGGCAGGAUCUGCUGCGCUGGCACUCUGCCCGGCGAACGGGGACAAGGUGAAGACGGAGACCAUAGACCUGACCUCCAGUCGGGACCGCUCGGAGUCAGCCUCUCGGCGGAGGAAGCGCAAGAGCGUGGGCGUUGCGCUGGCCAAAGCGGCCGCGACGCAACAGCAGGUGGCCGCGAAGAAGGAGAAGAGCAGGAGCGGCAAGAAGAAAAAGAAGAAGCGCCGCAAGAAGAGGAAGAGCAGCGACGAGGAGGACACCGACUACAGCUCAUCCAGCGAGAGCAGCUCACUGCUGCCGCCUCUCAAGAGGCGUUCGCAGAAGGAGCCAGGUUCAGUUCUACGGCUCCUGGAGGCUCAAGCCUACGAGUUCUUGGCCAAGGACGGCGUUGUGGACGCUUUGGAAGACGAUGCAGAUUCCAGCCCGUGCAACGCCCAAAGCUGGCUCAUUGCAGUGGAAACGGCGACACGCCAGGGCUGGCCGGUGGCGCGGCACCUGGAGAUAGCGACCAACGAGGAGGAGGGCACGGCCCCGGCCCACAUCUUGCUGGCAGCUCAGCGCCAUGGCAAGCAAGUGGAGAAAGCCGGGGGGAAGGGCAGCUGGAGAUGCCGGCGAGGGCAAGAAGACCACGGAGGGGGCGCCGUGAUUGGACCCCUGCCUAUGGCGCUUGCCGACUCGGCUGAGGGCGAGCAAGCAGUGGAUGGCGGCCGCAUUAGCGCUGAGGCAGUUUGUGGUGCCUCUAGCGAGGAUUGUCGCGCUGGCUCGAUGCAGCCGUGCGCGGACCUUGAUGGUAAUUCAGAUUGCACGUUUACAGCGACAGCGGUUGCCGAGGAAAUCUCGCCUCAGGCAAUGGCUGACCGUAAUUCGAAUCGCACGCUUACAGAAGCAGUGGCCGCUGAGGUGAACUUACCUCAGGCGGCGGCUGAUUAUGAGGGGUGGCUUUUUAACCUGGGCCAGGUAGACAACUUGAAGCAGUUUGGAAUACUACUGGCAUGGGGCGUCCGCGAAGGCUUUUCUCUGCUUUCCCUUCCGAGUGCUGGACCCCAACAGCUUGCCGGCCGAAAGGCCCAUAGCGGCGAGUUGUUUCCCCUGCCGGUAAUCUGGCCCAGUGAUUUCUCCCGGACCUGGCGUGACAACUACGCGUCCUGUAGUUUAGAUUUUUCUGUGGAAUGUUGGGUGGCAUGUACAGCUAUAGCCCUCAACGAUUUGUAUGGCUGUUCGGCGCACCUGACUGAGCGUCGGCCCGGAAAAGUUCAUGCGGCGGCCCUUGGAAACCUGAGGGACAAGGUCAAACGGUUUUUGUUAGGUGAAGGUAGUAGGGAUUUUUCUUUUGAACAGGUUGUAGCUGACCUGAAGGAAAAGAGGGUCAGCUACACGGGAGAAGAGGUCUCAAGACCCAUCUGUCUUACAGCAGAACAGAUACAACAGAGCUUGCCCCCCCGGGGGCACGGAGGUAGCAUUCCUGUGACUCGGUUUCUCCGGGGGAGGACUAAACAUUUGAUGGAGAACCCGCUGGAAAGCCUGUUGCCGCUGCGCGAAAGGAAUACUGGACCCAUGCAAGCCAAGGUACAUAUCGAAAAAGGAGCCGAAAUGGCAGUGUUUGAACUCCUUGACGAGCGGGGCGUUAUUACCUGGCUCCCAGAGUCCGAGGUUUUUCGAGACGAGACGGGGGAGUGUUUGAAUGGGUUGUUCGGGGUGGUAAAACAAGGCAUCAUGCAGCAGCUCAGCCGUGAGAUUCUGUUGACCCAGGGCCUACCUGGUGAGCUGGAGCUCCAUAAAGGGACUCCGGCUCCCGUAUGGUUCACUAGGACCAUAGCUGAGGCCAGCGAGGCUCGUGCUUGGUGGCAAGUCUACUUGGACAAUUUCAUGUCGGCGGAGUGCAGCGAGGGCACCUAUGAAGGACUGGAUGCGUCCCUGCAGGGCAAAGCCAUGUCUGCGUGGCACGCUACGGGCGUAUUGACAGCUGAUGACAAGCAGGUCAUCUCGGCUGCAACCGCGGUGGAACUGGGCAUUCGCCUCGACGGUCGUCUCGGGUUGUUGGGUGCGUCCCCCGAGAGACUGUUUAAGACUGCGCUGGCCACGGUGCACGUGCUGCAGAAGCAUGGAGGCAGCGUGAAGGACGCCCAAAUCAUCCUGGGACGCUGGGUGUUCAUCUUGCAAUUCCGGAGGGCGGCAAUGGCGGUGCUGUCGCACUCCUGGGAAGCUAUUGAGACACCCUGGGCGUCCAAGUCGAAGGUCAAUUUGAUGCUGAAAGAGCUUCAAAUGCUGCUGUGCUUAGGUCCGGUCAUCCAGACCGACAUGCGGUGCGAGUAUGACGACAUGGUCACCUGCUCCGACGCGUCGGAAACUGGGGGCGCCGCAGCCCGUAGUGCUGGAUUGAGCUGGUCAGGCCACUCGCUGACCAAUGCUCUCCAAAACAGAGGCCGGCAGCCCAUCCUUUGCCCUAUAUUGGUGGUAUCACUCUUCAACGGGGUCGGCGGCGCGUUCCGCAUAUAUGACAUCCUCGGUGUCCGUCCCCUGGGAAAGAUCGCCGUGGAAAUCAACAAGGAGGCGUCACGAGUGACUAGGACCGCCUGGCCCGAUGUUGAAGAGUAUCUGGAUGUCAACUUGCUGACAAAGGACGACGUGCGGGCUUGGGCAAACAGGCAAAACCUAGCUGGUCAAGGGUCGAAUCUCUUUUGGAAACUUCUGACCGUGCUUGGGUGGAUCCGCGAGGUGUUCGGUAUCACCGCUCGCGUGAAAUGCUGCAUUGAAAAUGUGGCCUCUAUGGAUGAAGCUGCCCGCAGGGAGAUCAGUGCGGAGUUGGAUAUCCAGCCCAUUAAGCUGGACCCGGCCGACACCUUGCCGUAUGGGCGGCCACGGUUGGCCUGGUGCUCGGAAGAGCUCUACGCCAUGGAGGACUUGACACUUUGGCAAGAAGGUGACUACAUCCGAGCGUAUGUCCAUGCGGGCACGCUGGAGGAUCACCAAUGGAUUCGGCCUGGGUGGCGCUGGCCCGGUGGUUCUGCGCUGCCGGGAAAGUUCCCAACUUUCAUGAAGAGCAUCCCCCGGAGAGCUCCGCCGCCGUUCCCCGCUGGUCUGGCUAAGACUGAUGCGGAGGCUCGAGGCCGGUGGGAGGCGGAUCAAUUCCGUUUCCCCCCGUAUCAGUACCAAGCGAAGUUCUUGCUGGUACAUGAUACGGCGCCCCCGCGGCUGCUCGACGCUUCUGAACGGGAGCUGCUCCUAGGGCUAGGACCUGGCCACACGGCCAGCUGCAAGUCCGCCUCCGCGGCAAAAGCGAGCUGGACUGCCUAUGAGGAUUGCAGGAAAAGCCAGUGCGGCGACUCCUUUGCAAUCCCCUCCUUCGCAAUAAUGGGGGCAGCGGUGUGUGCGGAGUGGCUACCACGGAUGAAGCCCUCGCACAUUAUCAACCGCAUGGGACUGGCACCAGGAGCCUCUGCCCAUCCGUGCGAGCCAGUCCCGCUGACGCGCUGGUUAGCGUAUGGGCCUGACCCUUCACCCCGCUUUGCCCCUGAUAUUUUGGUGCGCCACCUGGGUCUGCAGGUCAAUCAGACGGGAUCCGAUGUGCGACUGCUGACAGGUGAGCCCAUGAGUCGCCGGGGUGCCCACGGAUCGUUAAGAGCGUGGUGGUGGCAAUGGAAGAACCUUUUCAAGGUGCGGUGGAUCGCCCCAUCCCAUAUUAACUAUCUGGAGAUGAAGAUGAUCCUCCUCACGCUGCUCUGGAAGCUGCGCGAUGUAUCUCGGCUGAACAAGCGCUGGUUGCACUUGGAGGAUAGCAUGGUAUGUCUCUACAUAUUAGCAAAGGGGAGAACCUCCAGCCGUUUGCUCCAGCCCCUGUCCAAAAGGAUUGGGGCCCUGCAGCUGUUUACUGGGGUUAGUGUUCUGCAUGGCCAUGUGACCAGCCUGGAAAAUCCUACGGACAGUGGUAGCCGCGCAUAA
Molecule: messenger RNA, 4653 nt
Organism: Cladocopium goreaui
Lineage: Eukaryota; Dinophyceae; Suessiales; Symbiodiniaceae
Source: the annotation of a GenBank genome assembly